AUGCUGCGUUUCUUUGCUACACACGGCGAGCUUAACAGCUCGUCCUCGCGACUCUGGGUCCCGCCCAGAGCCGCGAAACCCCUUGCAAAUGAGAAAUUCGGAGGAAUCUUCAAACCCCAACCCGCGCCGUCGUUCGUUUUUUCGCGCGUCGGCGUCGGUCCUGCCCGUGAGGGCCUGGUGUGA
Penicillium expansum is the source of this 183-nucleotide messenger RNA. RefSeq lists its product as uncharacterized. The transcript has a single exon. The record is from RefSeq and is a predicted model, not a curated record. Bases 1 to 183 code for a protein of 60 amino acids. Lineage: Eukaryota; Fungi; Ascomycota; Eurotiomycetes; Eurotiales; Aspergillaceae.